Messenger RNA from Meloidogyne enterolobii, 292 nucleotides. The record is from the annotation of a GenBank genome assembly. Lineage: Eukaryota; Metazoa; Nematoda; Chromadorea; Rhabditida; Meloidogynidae.
CGCAAAAACAAAAUAUAAAUGAAGCCAAAGAAAAUAUUUUUGACAAUAAUAACUCAAAACCUCCAAAAAUACUUCCAUGGUGGACAUGGAAAAAGAUGGCUGUUGAAAAUGAAAAUGGGAAAAAAUCCCUUGUAGAGGACUUAACUAACCAAUGCUGUCAAUGGGCAUUAGAUGGAUUAUGUGAUCGAAGUUGGCAAAGAAUAAGGGAACUUUGGUUGGGGUUUUUUAAUUAUAUUUUUCAUAAUAAGAAAGGAAUUUACAAAAGGGUUGUUUAGGGGGUUUUCCAUUGUAU